AACAUUAUGUUACUCAAUAUGGCCGCCAAAAGGGAUUUGUUGCAAUUAAGAUACGUAGUAAAACUGAUCAUAAUGGGCAUUUAACAAACCUGUAUUAUAAAUGUGAAUUUGGUGGAACAUAUCAAUCAAAAAAGACUAAUAACUUACAAAAUCAACAUAAUAAAGGCUCUAAAAAAAUUAAUUGUGAUUGGAAAGUUAACUUGUCAUCUGCAACUAGUAUGAUUCGUAUCACUAGUUUUAAUGAUCACCAUGUUGAGCAUCAACUUUCACCGGAUACAAAUAUUUUUGCCCCAGUAAAUCGCCGGUUUUCUGAUGAUUGUCGUGAAGAAAUUCGGCACUUGGUAGUAAAUGGUCGGUGCGACUUGUCGACAAUAAGGUCUCUUAUAUCCGCUAAAUUCCCUGACCAGCUUUUUUUAACACGUGAUCUUGCCAAUGUUGUGGCACAAUUACGACGAGAACAUAAGGUGGAAGGAAAUGAUGCGUCUAGGCUUUUAUCACAACUCUAUGAAUAUAGAGAAAAGGACUCUAAUUGGUAUAUUGAACCCUUAAUCGAUUCUAUUAGUAAUCGUCUUCGUGGAAUUUUUUGGAUGGACCCGG
Molecule: messenger RNA, 597 nt
Organism: Racocetra fulgida
Lineage: Eukaryota; Fungi; Glomeromycota; Glomeromycetes; Diversisporales; Gigasporaceae
Source: the annotation of a GenBank genome assembly